CAAGUGUACAUUUAUACAUUGUUACAUUGAUGUAUCCUAUGCACUAUCCAUGAUAGUAUGUGUUUAGCAUCGAAGAUGUGCUGCAAUGCUGUUGGCAUGCCAGAACUUGAUGAGUUGUCUCCAAACAAUGCAACAUGGCUAACGGUCCCUUGGCUGUAAGGAAAUCCACGUAGAAAUGCCAUGAAAUGCCCUACCAAGUCGAAUCCCACCAACGGCACAAGCCUCUCCAUCCUCCCAGCCUGUGCUCGCGGAAGGCAGCGUAUUUGGGCAGCCUGAGGCGGAUCAAAGCACUCCGCUUCCUCUUCGAGCCCUUCUGGGCCUGCGACACUGGCAGAACACUGGGCCGCCUGGCAGAAGCACAGAACCCUUUGGCUCGGCUGCGGCGGCAGACGCGGGACGAGGCACUGGAGCUGAGCUUGGAGCGGCGCCAGGACAAAGGCAUUUGGCGGCUCGCCGCAGGCGAAGGCCUGGACUGGCAGCACAUUCGCAACGAGUUCUACACUGCGCAAGUGCAGUCCUUCGCAGAGGUUAGCCUCGAUGACUGCAUUGAUGCUCAUGCGGCUUCCAGACAAGAAGGUCUUCGGCUGUUGGAUCUGGGCUGCGGUGUUGGCGCUUUGUUGGCCCGUCUCAGGCGUGAGCGUGGUGAAGUCAUUGACUGGCCCUGCACUGCUGGAGUGACCUCGGUGCAUCCCUUCGACGUCUCCAUGUUUACGCCACCAGCAGGUUACCCGGAGUUCUUUGAAGCGCAGUUGCUCCGUUUCAACCUGGACUUCCUGGCGGAUCACGCUGACACGCCUGCCGAUCUUGCGGGAAGGCGGUUUGAUCUCAUCACCUCGCACUAUUGUUGGUGUCACCUCCAAGAUCCCUUGGGAGCCUUGGUUUGUGCCUUCGGUUUGCUUCGUGCCGGUGGCAUCCUGCUCUUCUUUGAGCCACUCCAUGCACCUUCCAACUCCUUGCCCUACACGGAUCACAGGCUCUACCAUUGGAAUGACCAGGGUGAGUCCAAGCCACUCUUCAUGCGACAGCUCCUGCAGCACUGGCAGCAGGAGGUGGCAGUCUUCUCGGCGCUGGAGCGAGGUGAGGGUGACCGCAAGCAUGUGCUAGCGCUCCGAAAGCAUGGGGAGAACCAGCAGCUGAGCCUGCCAGCUUCCGUUUGCCCGGGAGCCACCGCUGCGCCGCUGCCGGCGGUGCGAGAGGCACGGCUCAGAUGUGGGGAUCAGGAGCCCUUCGUGACACCCAGUGCUCGGAGUUUCCCGGAGUGGCUGCAGAAGGCCAAGACCCAACGGCUGCAGAGAGUAGCACUGUAG
Molecule: messenger RNA, 1307 nt
Organism: Durusdinium trenchii
Lineage: Eukaryota; Dinophyceae; Suessiales; Symbiodiniaceae
Source: the annotation of a GenBank genome assembly